AUGCAUUCUACCACUCAUGUUACAAAGGCCAUAUCCCUUGACAACAACACAUUUCAAAUACUUCCUCAUCACUGUUCACCCAUUGAAAACAUAACUUGCAGCAAUGGAAAGAAACCAGUUCUUCUAUAUGACAAGUUCCAGUGCUGUCAACAUUACGCUUGUGAUUGUGAAUGCAAAGGAUGGGGCAAUCAUCAUUACAUUACAUUUGAUGGCUUCUAUUACAAUUAUCAAGGAAACUGCACUUAUGUUUUAAUGCAAGAAAUUAAUCCAAGGCAUCACUUAAGGAUUUACAUUGAUAAUGUGUUUGAUUCCACUGAAGAUGUUUCCCGUCUUCGAUCUAUAAUUAUUUUAAAUGGAUCGCAAAUUUUCAAUUUGACAAAUCAUAACCUUACUGGAAGAUCAAAUUUGGAGGCACUGAAAAAUGGAGUACGUCUGAAGCUGCCCUAUUCACAAAAUGGUGUUACAGUCAUGAAUUCAGGAUUUGACUUGGUUUUGGAGAUCCCUUCACUAGAAGUGGUCAUUACAUUUGGAGGAACUGGCUUCAGUGUUAAUCUUCCAUAUAAAAACUUCGGCAAUAAUACCAAGGGUCAUUGUGGAACAUGUAACAAUAACCCGAGUGAUGACUGCAUAUUGCCUGGAGGUCAGCUUGCUGAAAGUUUUGCAGCGAUGGCUGACAACUGGACUGCAAAAGAUAUUGGCCAAGGCAAUUGCACUGUACCGCCUACAAAAUCUACAAGUGCACAAGAACCACCACCUCUAUACAAAACAGGCGUUUGUGAGCUGCUUAAUAGCAGUCUCUUUGCAAAGUGCCAUCCUAUUAUAUCGCCAUAUAAUUUCUACAAGGGUUGCAUUUUUGAUAGCAGCAAUGUUAACAAAACAGAAGUGCUGUGCACAAGUUUGCAAACUUAUGCAGCAGCCUGUGCUCGUGCUGGAGUUUGUGUUUACUGGAGGAACCACACUAAAACAGAAAAGUGGUGUGCCAGUCACUGCCCAUCACACCAAGUUUAUCAGCCUUGUGGUCCUGCAGAUCAGCCAACCUGUGAAGACAAUUCUUACGAACCCACCAUGAACUUUACUGCUGAGGGCUGUUUUUGUCCUGAUGGAAUGAAACUUUUCAGCAGACAGUCCAACAUAUGUGUGAAAACAUGUGGAUGUCUUGAUCCUGAGGGUAAUUCUCGUGAGUUCAAUGAAAGAUUUGAGCUCAAAUGCCAGAAGUGCACCUGUGAAGAAUCCACAAAGACUGUGACUUGCAAGCCUAAGGAGUGCCCAAAACCAAACAUAACAGAAUGCUCUGAUGAUGGAUUUGUCCUCAUCAACCAAACUGAUCCAUCAGAUCCCUGCUGUUCUACCCCUGUUUGCCAGUGUAAACCUGGCGGUUGCCCAGACAUAGAUGUGACCUGUUCAAUUGGAAAAAAGCCAGUUGUCAGUAUUCCUAAGGGAAAAUGCUGUCCAGAACUUAGAUGUGAACCUAAAAAGGUUUGUGUUCGGAAUGAGACUGAAUACCAGCCUGGUUCUUCAGUUCCUGGGUCUGUAUGUCAGGAGUGUACCUGUGAGGCUGAACAAAAUUCUACUGUAAUAAGCUGUAAGGAUCAGGAAUGUAACAAAACGUGUGACAUGGGAUAUGAAUAUGUAAAAACUGAUUCAGAUGAGUGCUGCGGGAAGUGUGUGCAGACACACUGUGUUGUCAAUAUUAACGGAUCCAAGCAACUCUUGUCUCAAGGAGAAACCUGGUCACCAACUGAGAAUAGGUGUGAUGAGUAUACCUGUGUUAAGAAUGGUGAGAUUUUAACAACAAGCACUUCACACACAGUCUGCCCAGUAUUCAAUGAGAGCAGCUGUCAGCCUGGGACAAUUCAAACUGCAGCAAACGGCUGUUGUAAAAUUUGCGCAGAGAAGGAGAAGGCAUGCAAGUUCAUGUCCAUGAAAACCAAUAUUACACACAACAACUGUACGUCUGCCCAGGAGGUAGAUAUGCCAUAUUGCGAAGGAUCCUGCAACACUUAUACCAUGUACUCUAAAGAAGCAGCAGUCAUGCAGCAUUCUUGUUCCUGCUGUAAGGAGACAUGCUUCAGCAAUCGCACUGUAGACCUGGUCUGCCCAAAUGGAGACACGGUCCCCUACACAUACAUGUAUGUGGAGGAGUGUGGUUGUACCAACACAGAAUGCACCGCAGCUGCUGGACAACAUAUUCGCAGGAAGCGAAGCUUCACACUGCUGUGA
Molecule: messenger RNA, 2220 nt
Organism: Maylandia zebra (zebra mbuna)
Lineage: Eukaryota; Metazoa; Chordata; Actinopteri; Cichliformes; Cichlidae
Source: RefSeq, a predicted model, not a curated record